This is a messenger RNA of Plectropomus leopardus (leopard coralgrouper), 3162 nucleotides long. Lineage: Eukaryota; Metazoa; Chordata; Actinopteri; Perciformes; Serranidae. The record is from RefSeq and is a predicted model, not a curated record.
AUGGCGGUUCUUCCUCUGCGGGUGAAAAUGUUGCAGCAGGUCUGGAGGUCGAAGGGCGUCUUCAUCCUCGUCUGCAGUCCGUUUCUCCUGCUGCCGCUCGCCUUCAGCACCACGUGGAAAGCUGGAGGUCUUCACGUCUGUCACACGAGCCUCGUUCCUCACGGUGAUUCCUCUUCUGUGUGUCAGUUCAACACGGCCGUGGAAAACGUGAAGCCCGUCGUCGUGGCGACGGAGGGCGAAGAGGCGAGGACGACAUGGGAAGUGACAUCGUCAGAUUCGUCCGGUUGUCAGAAAACAGAAACCUUCGACUCGGUCUUCAUCUGCUCGGGGCAUUACUCCGACCCGCACGUCCCGCACAUACCGGGGAUCGAGAACUUUAAAGGGGCGGUGCUCCACAGCCAUGCAUACAGGUGUGCGGAGGUGUUCUCGGGCCGGUCGGUGGUCGUUCUGGGAGCCAAAGCUUCAGGUUUGGACAUUUCCAUCGAGCUGGCUAAAGCUGGAGCUCAGGUGACUCUGAGUCACGGCCGUCCUCGUCUCACCUGUCCUCUGCCGGCCGGGAUCCAACAGUCCAGCUCCGUGGUGGCGGUCGAGGAGGACGGCGGCCUUCGUUUCCAGGACAGCUCGACCGCCGCCGCUGACGUCCUGAUGUUCUGCACCGGCUACAACUUCAGCUUCCCGUUCCUGGACACGUCUCAGCUGGGUCUGCAGGUCCAGGACCACCUGGUGUCCCCCCUGUACCGCUUCCUGAUGCCCCCCGCCUUCCCGUCGCUCUUCUUCAUCGGCAUCUGCAAAACCGUCUGCCCCUUCCCCCACUUCAACUGUCAGGUCCAGUUCGCUCUGUCUGUGUUGGACGGCUCCGUCUCUUUACCGUCCGCCGCUCAGAUGGAGGAGGAGGUCCGGCGGGAGCUGCGGGAGAAGGAGGAGCGUGGCGUCCUGCAGCGCCACCUGCUGAUCCUGGACCAGGACCAGUGGGACUAUCACCAGACGCUGGCUCGCACCGCCGGCUUCCCGCCGCUGCCGCCGGUCGUCCGCAGCCUGUAUGAGGAGGUGUGGCGACAGCGCCGACUUCACCCCGAAAACUACCGCCGGCUGAACUACAGGCUGGUGGACGACAUUCGGUGGGAGCUGACGCACGCCGAUCAGGUUUGAUCUGUUCGAAACUUUAUCGACAGCAGCAAGUCAAAACCAUCAGACGGCGGCGUCCUGCAGACGACCGAUAUCUGAGGCGAGGAUCCACCGCCACGCUCGUCUGAUGAGCCGCUCUGUCAAACAAAACCCUCACCAGAGUCUUUAUCUCAGUCUGCAGACCGUCAGCAGCAGCUCGCUGCGAGGAAUCACGCGCCAUUUUAAAUUCUGUACUCGGACAGCGGGCCAAAGAUGGAGCUGCUCGCCGGGUUUCUGCCCUCCGGUGCAGGAGUGUUUCUCCCGCUGGCUCCGCCCACCAGCUCCCGCUCGCCUCGUAGGCUUCGUGCUGUGAUGACGUCACAGAUUUUUUUAGUAAAAAAACUGAUCAAACGUUCACGACAGAAAGAGUCAGAACUGAUGUUUUUGCAGUUUGCGUCGUGCAAACCGCGAGUGGCGACCAAGACGAUGUGCCGCCAAGCUGAGCGGCGCCUCUUUGGCUCUCACACAUUUGGUGCCCCGAGACUGAGGCCAAACAGAAACCUUCAAAUGUUGAUAACAGUAAUAUUCUCAUGCUUUCUACGCCGAACACGAUAAAAACGUUGUGUUACUCGCUCGUUUACGGCUGCAGGAGUAUUUCCGGAGCAGCAGCUGUGCUUGAAUAGACGCGCUUUCACUUCCAUCGCAUCGCUUCCAUCUCACCGCCCAGUGUGAAUUUGUGUCCGUUUCUCGUCUUUUCAUUGACCGUAUGUGAACUCGCUGCACAAAACGCUGGCUUUGCCUUCUGUGUGAACGCAGCAUGACGGAUAUUUUCCUCAACUGAACAUUUUCAUAAUUCAGCUUUCUCUUUCUCGGUAACCGAAGACGUCAUAAAACACACUCCAUUCAGACCGGACAGAAACAAAAUCCAACUCACACAAAGCGUCUUGUUAGUGAUCUAGUUAGUAAGUCUUCUGUUCAUCCAAUCAGCAGCUCCGCUUUGGUCCAAAUAAAUCCUAAAUUCACAGAGUUAGAAAUAAAAAAUACCGUUAAUCCCCACAGUCUGCAGACCGCCGGCUGGUUACAGUCCUGUAACUCCUCCACCCAGGUGUCACUGUGACUUUAAGCUGCCUGUUUCACCAGCAGGGACCGCAGACUGAGCUCUCAUGGUGCGUGCUGUGCACUAAGUGAAAUGACUUUAACAGAGAGAGGAGUGCCUGGAUUUUUGCCGAAAAACAAACCUUCAGAUUUCUCAACGCUCUGAUACAUCGUGUUGAUGUUUUGUUGUUUUUUAUUCCUCUUUUGUGCCAAAACACAGAAAUCUACAUUUAAUAUAAAAUAAUUGAAUAAAAGAUGAAACACAAUAAUGGAACAAUCUUUAAUAUAACCAUCCAUAUGAAAAACUCUUUUAAAGAAAAAAAAGUUCUUGAAAAGUAUUUUUACUUGAUAUAUUUCAUCGUGAUCACUCCUCCGUCACAAUAACGAACGGUGCAAAUUAAUGUGAGAUUUUCUGAUCAUCGUUUUUAAGACUUGAAUGAUUUAAGACGUUUUAAUACCAAUGAAGGCCUUAAUCUUAAGUGAAUGAAUUCGGUGCCUUUUAUUAACGCGGGAAAAUGUUUUAUUAUUGAUGCUGUGAUGAGCUCAGCUGCCUCUGAUUAACUCUGUAAACUGCCUCAUCCAUCAGAAUAAAAAUGCCUUAAUGAUAAAUGAUUUUAGGACCGGUGGUUCGAUGUUACCUCAUCAAACCCAGAGCCAAUCAGCUGCUGCGUAGACGUCAGCUAAUUAUGUCCAUUUGUAUUUUUGUGAAGAACGUCAUGAAAUCACAAAAACCUUCAUGAUGUCAGCUUAGUAGGGUCAUUAAAAAACGGAAAUGUCAUGGAGUUUGCAAAUAGCAAUUUCCAGGACUGGAAAAGUUUUGAAACACAAAAUAUAAUCUGAAAGGUUUGGAAAGUCCUGGAAUUUUCUCUUGCAAACCUGUGUAAUAACACACGAUAUGUUCAAGGACCGUCAGAAAUGUGAAAUUCCAACAAUAAUGAAAAUAAUGAAUUUUUAAAGAACAAA